AAUAAAAAGGCCCGGGCCGGCUGCGAGCGAGCCAACCCGCCUCUCAGAAUCUUCUUCCACUGCGCAGCUCAUCAGCUCGGCCGAAUCCCAAUCCUUCCUCUCCAUCCCAGCACAGCAGCACUCCACCACGGCACCACCAGCAUGAUCUCCCCGCGCCCCACACUCUCCUCCGGCUUCUCUGCCUUCCGCCCUGGCACGUCAUCCUCCCCGGCCGCGUCGCCGCCCCCGUCCCCGCGCCUCCACGCCCCGCCGCCGCUCUCCGCCUCCUUCUCCUCCUCCUCAUCCACCGUCGCCGCCGCGGCGGCCGACCACGCGGCCAACUCCUUCUACGACGUCCUCGGACUCCGCCCGGGAGCCAGCGCGCGGGAGAUCAAGGCCGCGUACCGCCGCCUGGCCCUCGCCGUCCACCCUGACGCCGCCCCGCACCCCGCCUCCGCCGAGGACUUCAUCCGUGUCCACGCCGCCUACUCCACGCUCUCCGACCCCGACAAGCGUGCCGACUACGACCGCCGCCGCCUCCUCUCCGCCGCUGCCGGCCGCCGCCGCGCGACGCUCGGCCGCUCGCCCUCGUUCCCGGCGCACCACCGCCGGACCUGGGAGACGGACCAGUGCUGGUGACCACCCAUGACGUGAUAGCGCGCUUCUUCGCUGCGGAAUCUCCGACGUGUGCGCGCGUGGAGCGGCCCCUCGCUGUCUCCGGGGGCCACGGAACCUUCCCAAUUGGCUGGAAAAACAAAGAUCACCGCGGCCACUGGGCUCACUUGUGGCCGGGUGGAAACGCAUAGUCCUGCACGCCUCGCUGCGACCUGUAAAAAAGUUAAGAUCGUAUGAUGUGUGACGUCCUUUGUUUGGAUUAUGGAUGUGUAUGUAUGACUUAGCGUGGUGAUGUGAUGUGAUAGGAGGAUAUGUUAACUUAAUACUGCUGGAUCACUGGAGAUAUGCCUGAUGGCCACACUGAUAAUGUAGUCGAGGUUUGAGAAGAAA
Phragmites australis (common reed) is the source of this 984-nucleotide messenger RNA. Its product is annotated as chaperone protein dnaJ 11, chloroplastic-like. The coding region runs from base 142 to 618 and encodes 158 amino acids. Lineage: Eukaryota; Viridiplantae; Streptophyta; Magnoliopsida; Poales; Poaceae. The record is from RefSeq and is a predicted model, not a curated record. The transcript has a single exon.